Cylicocyclus nassatus is the source of this 288-nucleotide messenger RNA. The record is from the annotation of a GenBank genome assembly. Lineage: Eukaryota; Metazoa; Nematoda; Chromadorea; Rhabditida; Strongylidae.
AUGUCAGAAGAUCCUUCAUCAGCCUUUUCGCCUUCGAUUUUUUCUCGAUUAAAAAGUGACGGCAAGAUCUUGCAUGCUUUCGUGUUGAUACUGGCAGGAAUUGCUGUUCUGACCUCAAUGAGUUUCGCCUGUGCACUUGUUGCUCUUCUUCGACAAAAGAGGUCUCAUCGCCAGAUCACCGUUGAGCCGCGUUAUCAACCAUACCCUCCUUCUAAUCGCAGAGCUUUAGAAGAAGAGAAUAGGGACAAGAGCCUUUCCGAAUGUAUGCCAAUGAGAAACCUGGCAUAG